Molecule: messenger RNA, 4608 nt
Organism: Epithele typhae
Lineage: Eukaryota; Fungi; Basidiomycota; Agaricomycetes; Polyporales; Epitheliaceae
Product: multidrug resistance-associated ABC transporter
Exons: 27
Coding region: 1-4608 (1535 amino acids)
Biological process (GO): transmembrane transport
Cellular component (GO): fungal-type vacuole; fungal-type vacuole membrane
Molecular function (GO): ATP binding; ATP hydrolysis activity; ABC-type peptide transporter activity
Source: RefSeq, a predicted model, not a curated record
AUGCCGGAGUAUCAGCUUCAAGUCGCGGUCGUCCAGGUCGCCGUAGCCGUUGCAAGUCUUGCGGUUUUCACAGUCGGCGCACGCAAGUCGCGCCAGGAUGCCCUCCCAACGUUUCUCGAGGGCGAAGAGGCGCUUCUGCGCGACCCAUUCGAUGUAACGCGUCCUGAGGACACGGUGGAUGGGACCCCACUGAGGGAGGCUGAAUUCUGGACCAAGAUGCGCUUGCGCAAGCUCUUCGUCGCGUGUCUUUUGGGUAUCACCCUCGUCGUCCAAACUGUAUGCCUCGGCUGGUCGAUCGCGGAGAGCGACCGCGCGAGCAUCUUGGUGUACGCGCUCCAGACUGCGUUCGCGCUGUACGCGCUCUCCCUCGCCGGCCUCUCCAUCAACCAGACUUACGGCGAACACGCACGGUCAACAGUGCACUUAUCCAUACUCACCUUCUUUGCGACCAUACCCCCCGGUGUCACCGCCAUCCUCCCUUCGACCCCCCUCCCCUCGACCUCGGCGUGGAUGCACGAAACUGGACUCCCACUCGGACUGUGGUACGCUGUGUUCGUAAUCUACGCGGUGUGCUUGGUGCUCGUUGUGACAACCCCGCGUGGACCUCCUCUGCAUUUCCCAUCGGACGCGAUAUACUCGGACAAGGUUCUCAUGCAAAUCACGUCCAAGUACGAGGAUAACGUAUGCGGCAUCACUGGCGCCUCCGUAUGGGAUAUCCUCCUCUUCUCGUACACCACCAAAGUUGUCAUGCUGGGCAACAUCGCAGAAAGCCUCGAGAUUGGCGACCUGCCAAUCGUAGCCGCGGAUAUGCGUGCCACCACCAUUUAUGCCAGCAUGCGCGACGCGAUGCGCCGUUGGCGGCUGCGCGUUGGGUCGUGGCGACCUGCUCCCGGUUCCGGCAUCGACCUGGGGUACCGCCUGGUCCUCCUGAACAGGAAGGCGCUGUCGCUGAUCAUUUUCCUCGCUGCGCUCGCCGCGAUCUUGUUCUACACCCCGGCAUUCUUCCUGAAGCGCGUCGUGUACUACCUCGAGGUCGACCCGGAGCGGGAAAACAGGGCUUGGGGCUUCGUGUACUGUGUUGGACUGUUCUUGACCAACGCCAUCAUGCUCACGACUACGGGCCAGCUGUGGUCUGUCUCCACGACCACCCUGCAAGUGCGGAUGCGCAUACAACUUAACUCGAUCCUUUUCCAAAAGACACUUGUGAGGAAAGACAUUGCGUCCUCGGCCGCCGCCGAAAACAAGCCUACCGACGACGCAGACAAGGGCAAGAAGGACAAAGACAAGGACGACGAAGACGACUUCUCCAGCAAGGCGCAGAUCAUGACGCUUAUGACCACCGACGUGGACCGCGUGUCCGAGUUCUCUUGGCACCUCUUCACCCUUGUUGACGCCCCGAUCGAGAUCAUCAUUGGCACGAUCUUCCUGUACGACCUGCUUGGCGUCUCGUGCUUCUUUGGUCUGGCGGUGACAUGCCUUUUCCUCCCUCUGAGCCAUUUUGCGGGCAAGGUUGUCGUCGGAGCCCAAGACAACCUCAUGAAGGCUCGUGACGAGCGCGUGUCACUUAUGAACGAGGUGCUCGGCGGUAUUCGCAUGCUCAAAUUCAUGGCGUGGGAGCGCAGCUUCGAAGCCCGCAUCAUGAAGAUCCGGCAGAAGGAACUCAAGUAUCAAAAACUUAACUUUACGAUUGAGGUCUUGUGGCAGGCCAUCUUCAGUGCAUCCCCCAUCCUGGUCACCCUCGUCUCCUUCUGGCACUUCUCCGUCGUCCGCGGGGAGGCCCUCACUCCGUCUAUCGCCUUCACUUCCAUCAGCGUGUUCAACGAGAUGAAGUUUGCCCUUAACGCCCUCCCGGAAACUUUCAUCAACAUGUUACAGUCGACCGUCUCCCUCCGCCGGAUUGAGAAGUACCUUGGCGGAGCGGAAGUCGCUCCUGUUGCUCCUCUUGACGGUCAGCACCAUCCAAUCGCCCUCCAGUCGGCGACAACUCCGUCAACCGCCAGCACCCCGAGGCACAAGUUUAUGCUUAUGGACCUUACCCUCGACUUCCCCAUCGGCGAGCUCUCGCUGACGGAUAUCCUUGCCGGACAGGUGGUGUGUCCACGGUCUCCGCCGGACAUUAUUGCGUCGUUUGCUGGUGUCGAGGUGCCCGAGGAGGAGUGGGUUGUGCCUGGUGUCUGUGCAUACGUGCCACAGACGGCUUGGUUACGCAACGCUUCCAUUAGAGACAACAUCUUGUUUAAUCUCCCGUAUGUGGAGAAACGAUACCAACAAACUCUCGAGGCUUGCGCCCUUUUGAGCGACUUCGAAAUUCUCGAAGAUGGUGACCAGUCCGAGAUCGGUGAACGCGGUGUCAACCUCUCCGGAGGACAAAAGGCGCGAGUCUCACUCGCGCGUGCGGUAUACUCGAGAGCAUCCGUCCUGCUGUUGGACGACGUGCUCUCUGCCGUCGACGCUCACACCGCGCGCCACCUGUACAACGAGUGCCUCCGUGGCGAUCUCAUGAAGGGCCGCACUCUCAUUCUCGUCUCGCAUCAUGUUCAGCUGUGCGCCGCCGGCGCCAAGUACAUCGUCUCCCUCGACAAUGGCCGCGUCCAGUACUCGGGCGACUACGAUGGCUUCCAGCAGUCAGGUGUUCUUAAAACGCUCGUGCAAACCGGCGCGGCCGACCCCACUGACGAGAAGGACGAAGCAACUAUUGUUAAUGUUGAAGAAAUCAUUGACGAGGCGAGCCCAGGUGGGAGCGCGUCCGAAACAAGCUCAACUAUUGCCCCUACGACCGCUACGGGCGAGACCGAGGCGAAAACCGAGAAGAAGAAGAAGGCGCCACGCAGGCUCAUCGAAGAAGAGAAGCGCGCGAUGGGACGGAUUGGGCGGGAUGUCUGGAAGACAUAUAUCGCUGGUUGCGGUAGCUAUGGCUUCUGGGCCCUCUUUGGGCUCUCGUUGGUCCUAGGAACUUUGAGCCCCGUCUUUGAGAACGGUUGGCUGAGGACGUGGUCGGGAGCUUAUAUGAGCGAUCAGGAACCCCGUUCCCCAAUCUUCUACAUCACCGUCUACGCGAUUAUCGCUCUCAUCGGUCUUGUUCUCACCACUCUGCGGUGGUUCUUCCUUUUGAAUGUCAUCCUUUGUUCCUGCGGUACGGGGCUCGGCUCACACUUCCUAACAGACCUGCUCGAGGGUGUGCUGUUCGCCAACAUCCGGUUCCAUGACACCAUCUCUCGCGGCGUCGACAGCAAUCUCCCGGAUCACUUCGGUCGCAGCUUGAUGUACUGUCUGUCCGUUACCACAACGUUCGUCACGAUCACUGUCGUUGGCGGGCCUGUGUUUGUUUUUGCUGCCCUCGUGUUCGGCUUCCUGUACUACAAUGUUGGCAAGGUCUAUGGGCAAACCUCGCGAGACAUGCGUCGCUUGGACUCGGUGACGCGUUCGCCGCUCUACUCCAUCUACGGAGAGACGAUCGCAGGCGUCGCCGUUUUGCGCGCUUUCGGUGCCUCGUCGAAGUUCCUGCGUGAUAUGCUUCGCUUUGCAGACACUAAUGCGAACCCAUACUACUGGAUGUGGAGUAUCAACCGCUGGCUCUCGGCCCGCUUCAAUCUCCUUUCCAGUGCUGUCAUCGGAACGACAGCGUUCGUUUGUGUCCUAACACCCGGGAUCGACGCUUCGCUCGCCGGCUUUGCUCUUGCCUUCGCGUCUUCUCUGCUCGGCGACGUUCGUCGCUUUGUCGGCCUGGAGCAGUCCAUGGUCGCCGUCGAGCGCAUCAAAGAGUUCUCUGAGCUUCCGCGUGAGCCCCCGGAGUUCAUCGAGCCGCGCCCGGCGGCCUCCUGGCCCGAGCACGGUGAGGUCAAGUGCGAAAACCUCGUCAUCAGAUACGCCCCCGAGCUCCCCAAUGUCCUCCACCAGCUCACGUUCGACGUACGCCCCGGAGAGAAGGUCGGCGUUUUGGGCCGCACGGGAUCGGGCAAGAGCACGCUCGCGCUCUCGUUCUUCCGCUUUGUCGAGCCCACGGAGGGUCGCAUCCUCAUCGACGGCGUUGACAUCUCCAAGAUCGGGCUGACCGACCUGAGGAGCAACCUCACCAUCAUUCCUCAGGAUCCGAUCAUCCUGAGUGGCACCUUGCGGACGACGCUGGACGUGUUCAACGAAUACCAGGAUGUCGAGAUUUACGAGGCACUGCGUCGGGUACACCUCAUUCCUUCGGGCGAAGAGAUGACGGAGGUUGAGGAGAGCGUGAACGUGAACGUGUUCCGCAACCUCGACUCGCCUGUGUCCGAGGGCGGUGAAAACUUCUCGACGGGAGAGAAACAGCUGCUUUGCAUGGCCCGUGCGAUCCUGAAGAGGUCAAAGGUGCUUCUCAUGGACGAGGUGAGCACCCCUGUGAGCUGUUGUGGACCAGAGCUGAUCGAGUUCGCGUCGAGCACGAUCCUCACGAUCGCGCACCGUCUCCGCACGGUCAUCGACUACGACCGGGUCAUGCUGCUCGACCAGGGGCGCAUCGCGGAGUACGACACGCCCGGGGCGCUGCUGUCGAACCCCCAGUCCAAGUUCUACGCGCUCUGCAAGGCGACGGGCAAGGACGAGUUUGCGGUGCUGAGGAAGAUGGCCGGGAUAUAG